Camelus dromedarius (Arabian camel) is the source of this 1248-nucleotide messenger RNA. RefSeq names its product keratin 13 (gene KRT13). The transcript has 6 exons. Gene Ontology annotation, biological process: intermediate filament organization; epithelial cell differentiation. Gene Ontology annotation, molecular function: structural molecule activity. Gene Ontology annotation, cellular component: keratin filament; cytoskeleton. The coding region runs from base 1 to 1248 and encodes 415 amino acids. NCBI's taxonomy places the organism in Eukaryota, Metazoa, Chordata, Mammalia, Artiodactyla, Camelidae. The record is from RefSeq and is a predicted model, not a curated record.
AUGAGCUGUCGCCUGCAGAGUUCCUCCGCCAGCUACGGAGGUGGCUUCGGGGGUGGCUCCUGCCAGCUGGGAGGAGGCCGCAGUAUCUCUACUUCCUCAACCCGGUUUGUCUCUGGGGGAUCAGCUGGAGGCUAUGGGGGUGGUGUGAGCUGUGGCUUUGGUGGAGGGGCUGGUAGUGGUUUUGGGGGUGGCUUCGGAGGCAGCUAUGGAGGUGGCUUUGGAGGUGGCCUUGGAGGUGGCUUCGGUGGGGGUUUCGGCGGUGGCUUUGGUGACUUUGGUGGUGGCGAUGGCGGCCUCCUCUCCGGCAAUGAGAAGAUCACCAUGCAGAACCUCAACGACCGCCUGGCCUCCUACCUGGACAAGGUGCGUGCCCUGGAGGAGGCCAACACCGACCUGGAGGUGAAGAUCCGGGACUGGCACCUGAAGCAGAGCCCGGCCAGCCCAGAGCGUGACUACAGCCCCUACUUCAAGACCAUAGAAGAGCUCCGGGAAAAGAUCCUGGCGGCCACCAUUGACAACAACCGGGUCAUUCUGGAGAUUGACAAUGCCAGGCUGGCAGCUGAUGACUUCAGGCUCAAGUACGAGAAUGAGCUGGCCCUGCGCCAGAGUGUGGAGGCCGACAUCAACGGCCUGCGCAGGGUGCUGGAUGAGCUGACCUUGACCAAGACCGAUCUGGAGAUGCAGAUCGAGAGCCUGAAUGAGGAGCUGGCCUACCUGAAGAAGAACCACGAGGAGGAGAUGAAGGAGUUAGGCAACCAGGUGGUUGGCCAGGUCAACGUGGAGAUGGACGCCACCCCGGGCAUUGACCUGACCCGCGUGCUGGCGGAGAUGAGGGAGCAGUAUGAGGCCAUGGCGGAGAAGAACCGCCGGGACGCAGAGGAGUGGUUCCACAGCAAGAGUGCAGAGCUGAACAAGGAGGUGUCUUCCAGCACUGCCAUGAUCCAGACCAGCAAGACGGAGAUCACGGAGCUCAGGCGUACGCUCCAGGGCCUGGAGAUCGAGCUGCAGUCGCAGCUCAGCAUGAAAGCCGGGCUGGAGAGCUCACUGGCGGAGACGGAGUGCCGCUACGCCCUGCAGCUGCAGCAGAUCCAGGGCCUCAUCAGCAGCAUCGAGGCCCAGCUAAGUGAGCUCCGCAGUGAGAUGGAGUGCCAGAACCAGGAGUACAAGGUGCUGCUGGACAUCAAGACGCGCCUGGAGCAGGAGAUCGCCACCUACCGCAGCCUGCUGGAGGGCCAGGACGCCAAGUAG